GCCAUGUAGACCACGGAAUAACAUUUGAUGAAUCUUUUCAAAACAGUUGGGAAUUUUAUGAUGCCGUAAGCCAAUCAGCGAUGAUGAAUGAGACGGGGCUUCGGAGGGUCCUCCCGGAGCAGUCAUUUGGGAGUGGGUACACCUUUGGCACCCCCCGCCACCCAAGCCUCAUCGACCCCAUCUUAUCAAAGAGGGUCUGCUUCUACAAAAGUGGAGAUGCUCAGUUCAAUGGCCUGCGCAUUGUCAUUAACAAUCGCACCUUUAAAACAUUUGAUGCGCUUCUGGACAGCCUCUCUAAAAAGGUUCCCCUGCCGUUUGGGGUGAGGAACAUCACCACCCCCAGGGGGGUUCAUGCGGUCCAUACUUUGGAUGAACUGGAGGAUGGAAAAUCCUACAUUUGCUCUGACAGUCGGAAGGUAAAACCAGUCAACCUGGCUCUGGCCAGGAAGAAGCUGGUGCCGUGGUACCAUGCCAGGCCUGUUAGUUCCCGUCGUCGGACCGUGCAGCAGGCCAGGUUUUUUCCUGGCAGGAACAUCCACAAGCAGGAGUCGGUGCUUGCGCACACACCAAAGACGCUACUGGUUUUCCGCAAUGGUGACCCCGCUGUAAAACACACUGUAGUGCUUCACAAGAGGACUACACCCACUUUUGAGUCCAUCCUGGAAUAUAUUUCAGAGCUGAUGCAGUUCCAUGUGGUGAAAUUACACACAGCUGAUGGCAGACGUGUGGACGGCCUUCCAGGCUUGAUAUUGUGUUCUGGGACAGUAGUGGCUGUCGGCAGGGAGCCUUUCAGGCAUGCAAACUACAAUGCACAGAAAUCACCAGCUCAAACCACGCUGCCUACCAAACGAAUGGGUCCCAGAAGACUAAAGGCUCUAAAACGUAAAAAAAAGUCACAAUCACACACUCCAAAGUCAAGAAAUUUCUCCCUGUCGUCGGAGAGGUACAUCGUGAAUCGGAUUCACAACUCCAUCGCAGGAAGUUCAAGCGACCAAGCCAGUCACUCUGUCGAGUUGGAGUCGCGUCAUCUACUGGAGUCAGUACCAGAAACACCAGACACCGGCCUUGGAGCUCAGGAGCAGGACAGCUGCCUGCCCACAGAUGACGACAUUGAGAAGUCCUUUCGAGUGAACCAAGACGGUAGCAUGACAGUGGAGAUGAGGGUGCGGCUGACAAUUAAGGAAGAGGAAACCAUUCAUUGGACGACCACCCUGGCACGCUCGAGUGUAGCCAAUCAGCUUAAUGUGACCUGUUUACCGGAGCCUAUGGCAGAGCAGGAGAUCAGCUCACUAAAAUCAAACUCACUGGAUUUAGAAAGUCCUGCUGCCUCCAUAGACACCAUCAACAAGGACAAAACUCAUGAUAACAACGACCGGGAUCCACCUUCGCUGGGCAAUGGAGUUUUCAGUGAGAGUAAUAAUGAAGAGGACGACAGCAAAGUACAGACAUACAUGGAGUCCCCUAGGAGUGCUCCCACACCAGGGCACAAGCAAAUUAGAAAAAAGCAAGCCUCUGUGGAGAGCAUAAAAUCAGUGACAGUAGAGGGGAUUCAGGAAGGUAUGGUGGGUUCUUACUCCUACAGAGAGCAGACAGAAAAUGGAGCAGUGACAGAGCAGUACUGCAUGGUCAAACAGAAGAGCAGCAGACCAGUGCCCAAACCUAGAAGACAGAGCUCUGUGGAUGCCAACGUAAACGUCAGAAACGUAUCCACGUUCAAAUCAGCAGGGAUGACUGAGAUCCAACAGAUUGAAUCCGGUGGAGAGGAGUCUCUGGACAUGGCGUCCUCACCUGUCAGACACAAGUCAAGUGGAAAGCUGCUGUCAAGAAAUCUCUCCUCAGACAAUGCAUCAGAACCAACAAAUAAGACACAAAGGAAAACGUCAUCCCAGAGGAGGCGUCACAAAACACCACAGUCCAUAACCUCAACAGCUGAACUGGAAAAAACACUAACUUGUACCACUCUCAUGCCGCUGGAUGCUGAUCAGAGUGAUGACAGUAAGAUGACCAAUGACCUAGAGAAAUCCACAGCACAAAUAAUCCCACAGCCAUUAAACAUCGCAAAUCAGCCGGAAAUGAAACCCGUGCUUGAGAAGAUUUGCUACUCAAUAAAGUCAAUUAGACAAAUCACACAAAACAAACGUCCGUCGUGUCUGGAAAAGUCCAACAGCCUGCCUGACUUCUCCUCUCAUGUGGCCUCUAUGUUUGGCUCUUCUUCUAAAGCUCUCCUUGCUUUCUUGUCUGUCAUGACCCUAAAAGAAGGCCUAGACGACAUAAAUAUGAAUGAGCUAAAUGCAAACAAUGUCAGCUGUGCCGAAGCUUUGAAAAUGAUCGAUUCUCUCAGAAAAUGUGCCAGUAUUGACGAUUCCCACGAGUUAAAAGUUAAUUUGUCCGAUUUACAGCAGUCAGCUUCCAAACAGCUCCUGCAAAGUUGGAAGGGCUUUCAGGAUCUCAGCGACAAAUGCAAGAGUCGCAGCUCAACACCAAAUAAUUCAGAGCAAGAAGUCGUGGCCGAGGCCGGUACUGAAAAGGACUGUGGCAUUGACGAGAUUGUGGAUAAUCUUGACAUACCUAAGAGGCUCAAGGAGGAGUUGACCUCUCUUUCAAAAGUCAAAAGUUGCAGUAAUGAUGAAGAAAAGAUUGAAAAAGUGGAACUAAAAGAUAACAGUAAUCCUGAGAUAUCCCAUUUCUCCACAGAAGAUGCUGUUAAUGUCAGGGAUGUUGCUCAAGAUGAGAAAGUUAAUGUUGAUGUGAGCUCCAUUAUUAAAAGAUUCACAGACAUUAACCAGCCAAAACAAUCGAGCACGGGUAGUAUAACUAAAGACACUAAAGACAAGGACAGCCUGUAUGAGCAGAACGGUGCUGACAAAUGUCUACCAGCUGAACCUAUCGAUAAACAGAGACCUGAAGACAAGCAGCUUUACAGUACAGUGUUCUUUGCAAAAGAUAAAGGGCAGCAAGGCCACAAUGGAGACAAAUCAAACCAAGAAAAGACUCAAAUGAAUGGAGUAGUCAGCAGCAAGAAAAGUCUUGAACAAAACCGUAGUACCUCUGAAGCAGAGGAGCAAGACAUGGAAGGUAAUCAGCUGCAGAUGCACAGUGAGGAGAACAUCCCUGAGAAUGAGUUUACCCAUGAUGAAGAGUCAGGUUCAGAUGAGGAAGGGCAGCACAAGUCAAGAGCCACUAAAGAUUUAGAGCAGAAGGUGCUUUGUAAGCAAGGUGUAUCUAGCACAUGCGACUCAGAUGUUGAUGAUCCACCUUCAGAGGAAGAGCAGCCGGAGGUUGAAUGUAAAAGACUAAAGGUUAUCAUUGAGGAAAGUUUGUCUGGCAAUGAGGAAGAGGAGGAAGAACACCGUGAUAAUCUUCCGGAUCACACGGAACAAACAAGAACAUAUAGAGAGUUAAAGACUUUGAUAGAAGAGGCAGAGGAGGAAGAGGACCACCAUGCUGAUGAAACACACAUUUGUGAUACUGUAGGAGGGGAUCCAAGCCAAUUUAUAGAAAAUCAGGAUUCAUAUACCAAAAAUGACAAAAGCAGUUUGAUAAAGUCUGACAGCUUAGCAAAGACUUAUGGAUUUAAUGCAGAUGAAGAUAGUGGGAAUGACCACAGCAGCUGUGAGGAACACGUAGAGACGGAGCAACCAAAGGUUGAAGACAAACCAAUCAACAACUCAAGCUACGAUGAUGAAGAGUCCAGCUCAGAGGACGAACACGCCGACAUGGACAGAUAUACAGAAGAGAGCUGCACAGAAUAUCAAGAAGCUCCUGCACAGUCUAAAGAUACCAAAUGUGACAAGGUUGUGGAAAAACUCAAGCAUCAAAGUGAAGAGAUAAUAUCCCAAUCGGUCGCAGAGAAAGUGACUCUUCUGGAGAAACAAGUUGCCGAUGCCCAUAAGACAACAGAAAGUUCUGCCAUCAGACGAUCCUCACUAAGACAUGCCCCUCCUGAGCCAGAUGUUGAGGACUCACCCUCUGAAUUGCCCACAUCUCAGUCGGCUCCCGGCAGCCAAUCGGCUCCUCAGUCGUCAUUAUCAUUCAGCUACGAUUCCAGUGGUGUCAUAACAUCGGAGCCUGAAGGCAACAGGGUCAGAUCCAUUAGGGACAUGUUCCUGGCAAAGAGUGCCACAGAUAUCCCGCACAGAUGUUUGCCAAGCACGAACCCAUCGGAGACCAGAGCAGAGACCUCAGCCAGUGCCGGGUACCAGUCUCAGACUUCAAGCGAGCUGUCAAGCAGCGAAGACGAUUCAGCGCGGAAAUCCAUCACUAAAGGCUUUGUGAGGAGAACAAUCGAAAGACUUUAUGGCAAGAAAGAUGCUAAACCUGACGAGGAAGCGGGUGAGAGGCCGCCAUCUGUGCCAAAACAGAAAAAGAAAGAACAUUCAAGCCUUUUCUCUCCCUUCCACAUAUCCCGGUCCAAAGCAAAGUCUGAGUUGUCUUACUUCAAUUCCACUAAUGCGUUGGACACCUUAAGUGAAGCGACACACUGCGUCGCUUUUAGUGCACAAGUCGGGCCUGAAGACAGAGUCUCUAUUGAUAAUGAACAAUGGUUCCUUAGAGAAAACACCCCGAUCAGAAAGUCUGUGUCAGACCCGGUCGGAAUAAACAAAAACUCCACAAACUCUCACGACGAGGAAAUAUGUGAGGACACAGAGGAGAACACCCCAUAUUCCCUUUUCUGCACAAAGUCUGAACUGGAAGACAAGAAGUCGUCAUUUUCAAGGAAGUGCAGCUACUUUUCUUUGCCCCAUAGGAGUGACUCAGAUGCGUAUCAAGACGACCUGAGCACAGUCAGCAAGAGCAGCGCGAAUGGUGACGGCACCGUGGACACAAACGGGGACUCGGAGGACACCAGGAUGUGGGCGGAGAGGAACGGCACGCUGCCCGGUGUCACCGACUUUAAGAUGAAGGACAACAAAGUGCACCCGCUGAUGGAGCCUCCACCUGAUGGCGAGGCCGUGGUUGUGCAGCCGGGGAAAGGUCAAGGUGUUGUAAGCAGGAGGAGUCAGGAGCCUGACAUGUUGGACAUACUUUACAAUUUUUGUGGUCAGAAUUGUCCCAUCCUGUAA
This is a messenger RNA of Anarrhichthys ocellatus (wolf-eel), 5063 nucleotides long. RefSeq names its product oxygen-regulated protein 1. NCBI's taxonomy places the organism in Eukaryota, Metazoa, Chordata, Actinopteri, Perciformes, Anarhichadidae. Gene Ontology annotation, biological process: retina development in camera-type eye; intracellular signal transduction; axoneme assembly. The record is from RefSeq and is a predicted model, not a curated record. The coding region runs from base 81 to 5063 and encodes 1660 amino acids. Gene Ontology annotation, cellular component: axoneme. The transcript has 5 exons.